Messenger RNA from Sinocyclocheilus anshuiensis, 991 nucleotides. Its product is annotated as myoglobin-like. The transcript has 4 exons. Lineage: Eukaryota; Metazoa; Chordata; Actinopteri; Cypriniformes; Cyprinidae. The record is from RefSeq and is a predicted model, not a curated record. Bases 109 to 576 code for a protein of 155 amino acids. Gene Ontology annotation, cellular component: extracellular exosome. Gene Ontology annotation, biological process: oxygen transport. Gene Ontology annotation, molecular function: oxygen binding; heme binding.
CGCUGUAUACAAGCUGAAAGUGGGGGAAAAGUGAAGAUCUGAGCUCAUUUGAGGAGUUUUCCAAACCCGCAACCAGUCACACGAUCUUCGGAGAGGACGCAGAUAUCGAUGAUGACCGAUCACAACCGGAUCAUGGCCGAUUACAACGUGGUUCUGGAUUGCUGGAAAAAUGUCAAGGCCGACUACGCGGGUUACGGAGGAAAAGUUCUGACCCGUUUGUUUCAGAAGUAUCCGCAAACUAAGAAAUUGUUCCCGAAAUUCAAGGACAUCCCUACAUCUGAUCUGGAGGGAAACGCGGUGGUGGGGGCCCAGGGCGCGAUCGUGCUGAAGAAGCUGGGAGAGCUGCUGGAGGCCAAAGGAGAUCGCACUAAAAUCCGCGAACUGUUGGACACCUCACAAGCCAACACGCACAAGAUUGACCUCGGCAGCUUCAAGCUGAUCACUAAGGUGCUGGUGGAAGUGAUGGUGGAGAAAGCGCGUCUGGACGCGGCCAAACAGGGCGCACUCGAGAGAGUCAUGAACCACCUCAUCAGCAUCAUCGAUGGCCGCUACGAGGAGAUCGGAUUCAACGGUUAAACGACACGCUGAGCGUCACGAACUCAGCGGGAUCAUAGAAAAAGCGCUUGUCUUGUUAAUGCCAUUACUGAACAGAAGUUACUGUGCAGCUAAUACGAUAAAAACUAACCAUAGGAAACAAAUAAAAAAUAAACAUGCAACUGUGUUCAGAGAUUUUUGUCAGGGCAGCGCCAUGUUUAAUUUUGGCGGGAAUGAAAACGAGGCUGGAGCUGAAGUACAGCGCGUUUGAUGGAUUGACAACAUGCUGAUCGUUCAGCGUUAAACUUUCAGUAGACAAAACUCCAUAAACAGUUUUGAAAGUUGUGAAAAUUACGUGAUCUUUCUACAGCGCUUGUAUAGCCCCUCACAGCCUCGCUUUCAUCCGCGUUAGAUUCAAAAUGAUGAAAGUCAACUGGAAUGAGCAGAGCCAAUCACG